CAUCUGUACAGUCGGAUAUAAAAACCAGGAAAAACGGGAAGCGUUAACUGUCGCGUAAACUGGCCUUCGAGAGCGGACCACAUUGGUAGGAGCAAGGAGUAAACGGGGAUCAGGAGAAAAUGGAGUCCCAGCACAUCUGGGUCGUGGUGGUACUGAGCUGUCUGCUCUACAGGUCGUUGGCUCACGACGACUUCUUCACCUCCAUCGGUCAGAUGACCGAUCUGCUUUAUACCGAGAAGGAUCUGGUCACCUCCCUGAAGGACUACAUCCGUGCUGAGGAGAACAAGCUGGAACGGGUCAAAAAGUGGGCAGAGAAGCUGGACGUGCUGACAGCCACGGCCGCACAGGAUCCUGAGGGUUUCCUGGGUCACCCGGUCAACGCCUUCAAACUGAUGAAGAGGCUGAACACAGAGUGGGGAGAGCUGGAGAGCCUGGUCCUGAAGGAUAUGUCUGAUGGCUUCAUCUCCAACCUGACCAUCCAGAGGCAGUACUUCCCCAAUGACGAUGACCAGACCGGGGCUGCCAAGGCCCUGCUCAGGCUGCAGGACACCUACAGGCUGGACACCGAAACCAUCGCCACCGGCAACCUGCCUGGCCUGAUGUACAAGAGCUCCCUGACGGCAGAGGACUGCUUCGAGCUGGGCAAGAUCGCCUACUCGGAGGCGGACUACUACCACACAGAGCUGUGGAUGGCCCAGGCCCUGAAGCAGAUCGACAAGGGCGAGGAGUCCACCCUGGACAAGGUCACCGUGCUGGACUACCUCAGCUACUCCAUCUACCAGCAGGGGGAGCUGGAGAGGGCCCUGGAACUCACCAAGAAGCUGCUCAAAUUGGACCCCGAGCACCAGCGCGCCAAAGGCAACCUCAAGUACUUUGAGUACCAGCUGGCCAAGCAGAGGAAGGCAGAGGCGGAGCGAGGCACCAAUCAGAACGACAGCUUGCAGCGCGAGAAGAGAGACAGCGACGGGAAGAAGGACCGGACGGCGUCCCAGAUCCCCGAGAGGCAGAAAUACGAGAAGCUGUGCCGGGGAGAGGGGCUCAAACUGACUCCCCGCAGGCAGAGCCGCAUGUUCUGCCGCUACUUCAACAACAACAGGCACCCGCGCUACCUCCUGGGCCCCGUCAAGCAGGAGGACGAGUGGGACCGCCCGCGCAUCGUCCGCUACCACGAAGUCCUGUCCCACAGCGAGAUCGAGAAGGUGAAGGAGCUGGCCAAGCCCAGGCUAAGGCGCGCCACCGUGCAUGAUCCCCAAACUGGGAAACUCACCACCGCCCAGUACAGAGUCUCCAAGAGUGCCUGGCUGGCUGCCUAUGAGCACCCGGUGGUGGACAGGAUAAACCAGCGCAUCGAGGACAUCACGGGCCUGGACGUCAAAACCGCAGAGGAACUGCAGGUGGCCAAUUACGGUGUUGGCGGCCAGUAUGAGCCUCACUUUGACUUUGGACGGAAAGACGAGCCGGAUGCCUUCAAAGAUCUGGGCACUGGGAACCGCAUCGCCACCUGGCUCUUCUACAUGAGUGAUGUUACAGCAGGGGGCGCCACAGUAUUUCCAGAAGUUGGCGCUGCAGUUUGGCCUAAAAAGGGCACAGCAGUGUUUUGGUAUAACCUCUUCCCGAGCGGGGAGGGAGAUUACAGCACACGGCACGCCGCCUGUCCAGUGCUCGUGGGCAACAAGUGGGUUUCUAAUAAAUGGAUCCACGAGAGGGGUCAGGAGUUCAGAAGACCGUGUAGCCUUGAUGAGACGAACUGAUAAGGGGUGUGUCACCCUUCCCUCUCCUCUUCCUCCUCCUCCUCAUCCUCUUCCACUCGGCAGAUAUCGGGCUGUGAACCGUCAUCAGCCACUACUGCCGGGUUGCCCCACCCCUCUCUGCUCCGUCCUGCCCCGCCCCACCCAGUCACGUUCAACCCUGAGAGCCAAGCUCAUGGGCCGUCGAGUUCGUUUUACCAAAGAUCUCUGGAGUAGGGGUGUCCAAUCUUAUCUGAAAAGGGCCGAUGUGGGUGCAGGCUUUUGUUUUAGCCUAACACUAAAACACCCAUUUCAGCUAAUCAUGGUCUUCAGUCAAGAUGCUUAUGAGCACAAUCAGGUGUCUUAGCGCUGGGUUUAAAAUGAAAACCUGCACCCACACCGGCCCUUUUCAGAUAAGAUUGGACACCACUGCUCAAGAGUGUUAGAUUAGUGGGUUUGAAGAUGCGUGCGUGUGACUGUCUUUGUCGCGUUCUUGCACAUGGUGAUCUUGGCUGUCACUGCGGGGCUCUUUACGAUUUUUAAUGACUCCAUUGUGGUGAGGUGGCUUCACGCUUUCUCCUUAACCACACCCACAAACACUCCCACACGAUGACAUGUUUUUGUUCCACUCCAUCCCCCAUCCAAUCACUCCUCCUCUUCACUCCUUCAGAUGGCUGGGGUUCAGAGAAUUAGACUGUUCUGCCCACUAACCCUUCUCUUCUCUGUUCCCCGAUACUGCCCCCCUAACCCCCCCCCCCACACACACACACACACACACACGCACACACACAAACACACAGUUCUCCUGUUUGCUGUCAUUCAGUAUACAUCACUGUCUCUAGCCCCUUUCACACAUGCAGCCCGAAACAUUACUGAGUUUAAUUAUCCCGAUUAGGUCAUGGCUUUCCCUCUUCACUCACAGGUCUCCUAUACGAAACUCUUUACGCAUCUGACCAUUCCGGACAGAUGAGGCAACACAGGAUGUUUAGCCUCCAAAGCAAUGCGUAACAUAUGCUAAUGUUACAUUAGCUCAUCUUUAUAACAGCCAGAUAUUUCACUGAAUAAUACCAACACAACACAUUUGAAGAGUGAUAGUUUUAAGAUGGUAUCGUCUUUCACCGAUAUAGCUCGGUAUAUAAUGGUAAAUCAAUGCUUAAGUGAGGAAUUGUUUCGGUAAAAUACAACAAACAUAAUUCUGUUAGUCAAGUUAGAUAGCCAGCAGUAUCCUCCAUUGAUAUGCGAUAUUUAUCAGGUAGAAAUAUUGUAUAUUACACAAGCAGUUCAUAAGGGCACAAUGCUGUUAAAGCCGUGCCAAGCAAGGACAGUGACGCUGUUUAUUCCACUCCUAAAAUAAAUGUUCAAAUUUCCCUCACAAUCUGCACAAUGCAGCUCCAAUAUCUUCUAUGUGCAAUAUCUCAUUUGUGUUGGAGGGCAGAUUCAAUAAGUAUUUAUUAAAGAUAUUGUGCCAGAAACAAAAGGUCUUGUGUCAGACUGGCAUAGGUUUUUGCGUGCUUUUUGUUCACACUAGAGCUGUGGCAAACCAUUUAGGUAAAUCUUACCAGGUCCUGACCCGGCAGAUUGAAGGAACGUCUUGCAUUGAAAAUGGACUCCUGCUCUGUUCACACAUGAUGCCGACACAGAUGUUGUCAAAACAUUUACGGGUUAAGAAGCUUGUGUGGAAGGGGCUACUGUUAUCCAGUAUAGAGCUCUGUCACUGUUAUCCAGUAUAGAGCUCUGUCACUGUUAUCCAGUAUAGAGCUCUGUCACUGUUAUCCAGUAUAGAGCUCUGUCACUGUUAUCCAGUAUAGAGCUCUGUCACUGUUAUCCAGUAUAGAGCUCUGUCACUGUUAUCCAGUAUAGAGCUCUGUCACUGUUAUCCAGUAUAGAGCUCUGUCACUGUUAUCCAGUAUAGACCUGUCACUCUUAUCCAGUAUAGAGCUCUGUCACUCUUAUCAGGUAUAGAGCUCUGUCACUCUUAUCAGGUAUAGAGCUCUGUCACUCUUAUCAGGUAUAGAGCUCUGUCACUCUUAUCCAGUAUAGGUUUCUCUACAGUCUCAGGCCUCUGGCCUGACAAGGCCGUACUGGACAGAUGGCACAGGAGGGGUUGGGGGUUUCUGUGUGGUUAGCAUUAGCCGUAGCACUUCCAGUGUUGUCUUGAUAACAUGAUGCCACCCUGGAUCCGGACAGGAACGCCUGUUUGAUAGCAGAGAUUUAACCAGGCCUUACGGCUAUGCCCAUUGACUGAUUCACUACCACAAAGAUGACCGAAGAUCGCUUAGCGAUAGCGGAUGUGGUACAGUGAUUUGCUGCAGCGUCAGAUUUUCCACCGUCACGUGUGGCUGGGUAGCAUUUCCCCACUGAGGUCAGUGUCGCCAGGACUGAGCUGGGAGACAAACACUACGUCUGCUGCCCAGAUAAAAGCCGAUAUUUAACACCGAAGCUACGCCCCGUAGCCUUUGUCGCUGAGGCUAGCUUUGUGUGGGGGCUGCUGAAAACCACAGAGCAGGAUUUGAUGAGCAUGAGUCAGCUUUUCAAAGCGCCUUCCUCUCCACCCUGUUAGCUUGCAGCCUCUGCGGGUCGAAACAUUAAAGAUACUGUUCUGUGGUCCGUGCUGGUGGUGCUGAUGUUACAGUGGUACCAUUGUGUGCCCUGACCCGGGUUCUGUUUCCAGGUUCAGAACAAUGUGUAUAGCAGGUCGAGGGAUGCUACGACUGGGGAUUUACCCAGGGUUCCAACUCACACAUACAGAAUUCCAUUGUUUAUUUCAUACGAAUGGGUACCCCCAGAAAUUUCCAAGGGUACACUCGGAUUUGGGAAUAACAGUUCUAUCCGAACCUGCCCCCUUACCUUCCCCACCCUUCCCUGCCUCGUUUUGUUUAUCCUCCAGUUUCCCAGGAUCCUCUGUGGGAGAAAGACGCUAUUUAUGUCUUUGGACAUGCAGUCCUUUUGAUUUGUAUGUUCUGUGAAAUGUGUUGAGGAUUUUUUGAAGCAUUGUUGUUUUCUACUGAAAUAAAAUUUAUGUUGUUGA
Molecule: messenger RNA, 4755 nt
Organism: Anguilla rostrata (American eel)
Lineage: Eukaryota; Metazoa; Chordata; Actinopteri; Anguilliformes; Anguillidae
Gene: p4ha1a
Product: prolyl 4-hydroxylase, alpha polypeptide I a
Exons: 15
Coding region: 120-1751 (543 amino acids)
Biological process (GO): peptidyl-proline hydroxylation to 4-hydroxy-L-proline
Cellular component (GO): endoplasmic reticulum
Molecular function (GO): protein binding; L-ascorbic acid binding; procollagen-proline 4-dioxygenase activity
Source: RefSeq, a predicted model, not a curated record